This is a messenger RNA of Acomys russatus (golden spiny mouse), 924 nucleotides long. RefSeq names its product transmembrane and coiled-coil domain-containing protein 5B. Lineage: Eukaryota; Metazoa; Chordata; Mammalia; Rodentia; Muridae. The coding region runs from base 1 to 924 and encodes 307 amino acids. The record is from RefSeq and is a predicted model, not a curated record. The transcript has 11 exons.
AUGGAAGACGUUGGACAGAACACAUUGGAUGAUGGGCAUGAGAUAGCAGAAAUACCGACUUUAGAAGCCAUAAAACAGAAUCUUAAGUACCUGAACGCGGACCUUGAAAAAGAUCUACAGAGGAUGGACGAGGCCAAUCAGAUUCUUCUCAGAAAGAUUCAAAAGAAAGAAGAAUCUAUAGAAAGUCUUGAAAGAGAUAUUGCCCUGUCCAUAGGAAGAGUCGCAGAGAGGGAUGACUUCAGUGAGAUCAUCACCAAGAAGGAGAAUGCCCUGAAGGAGCUAGAGCUGGAGACAGAAAAACUGGAGAAAAAGAAUAAGACCCUAAGCAAUAAUGUGAUGGAACUUCAGAAGAAGAUUUCAAGAGGCCUUAAGGUUUCUGGCCCUGAUCACGAAAACAUGAAAAAGAAAAUAGAAGAAUUGAAGGUGAAACUACAAAAUUCAACUGAAUCCUGUGCACAACAAGAAAAGGAAAUAUCCAAGAUGGAAAGUGACUACCAAUCUGUAUAUCAGCUCUGCGAAGACCAGGCCCACUAUAUAAAGAAAUAUCAAGAAAUUCUGAGGGAGAUGAAGAAGGAACAAGAAGUGAUACUGCUUGAGAAAGAAAUAUCCAAAGCCCAGAAUGACUCUUCCCAAGUAGUGAAACCUGGGUCGAUUCUGGUAGAGACCAUUCAAAGCAAUAUGGAGAAGAACAUUAUUAAGAAACAGAAGAGGAAGUUUUGGCUUAGGCACUUCCAGUUCUUUCUCUUCAUGAUCAUGGUCUUCGUUCGGUUGCUGGGUUACAUGUUCUUCCACCUGCAGUAUAUAAACCCGGACCUUCUCGUGGACACUCUUCCCGUGCUGAUGAGCAGAAGCAGCCUGAAGUGGCUAAGGGACAUGUUGUUUCCCUUCCUUACUCUAGAGGUGGAAGAUGUGCUACCACAUUAG